AAAUACAAAGAGAGGUUCAUGGCUAAUAAAGUCGGAUUCAUCACUUCAGUCGCGUAUUUGUUUCCAAAGUGGUCGGUAGUAACAGUGCGCAUGCGCAACGGCUCCUCUUAGCAUACACAAUAACGGAUUAACUACUCAUUGAUAAACGGCAAUAUACGCGUACAAAUAGCGCAGAGAAAGAAAGAAAUCAAAAUAGCCUCUCCAUCUCCAUGCACAAACAUUGAAAAAGUGAAUAAACCAGCAUGUGCUUCAUCGGCUUUCUUGAUUCCAGCUGUGGUGUGGGGCAUUAAGCGCCCAUACCUCAAAAUAUUUUGUUAAUACAAUAGUUUGUGUGUGUGUGUGUACUGCCUGUGGCCAAAGAGAGUUGCAGAGUUUUAAUAACACUCUCUACUUCUUCUUCUUGCCAUUCUGAGCUAAGAAAAAGAGGUCGACUACGAACAAAUUAAAGAAGAAGCGGCACAACCAUUUAUUCGGCCAAGUAGGCAUCAUUAUGACAUUCCGCUGUCAUUAUGUAAUCUAAUACAAUCCAGAGCAUUGUUUUUGAAUACCCCUGACAAAGAAAGCAACAACAGCGAAAAACAACAAAAUUAUAAAAAUAUAUGUAAAGAAACUCAAACAGGUGGCGUGUGUGUUAAAAAAAAAUAAAUAGCAUAAAAAAUAUACAUAUGUGAAUGAAACUGAAAAAACUAUAAAUAUUUUAUUUGUGAAUUCCUCCUCCAAAGCAAAUGCCUUACUAAAAAAUCAUGUCCACUUCAAAAGACUGCACUUGCCAAGAGCGCCACCCAUGUGACGGCGGUGGUGGUGGUAGUUUUCCAGUAUUUUCCAACAGGCGGCCCAGAGUGUGUGACGUCGGUACCCCAAGAAACAACAGUUGGAUGCUUUGCUGGUGUUUAAUAGCUGCACAAAUAUUUAUUGCCAAUAUAGGCUGUUCGGCUCAGCCGAUCGGCAAUGACAUAGCAUACCGGCAGACAAAUACUAUAAACGUGCCCCACGUCCGAGAAAUGGAUGUGCAACUCUCUGGCGAAGACUUUGAAGAAAAUGUCAAUCAAGCAACACCGCAAAAUCAAGGACGUCGCCAGUAUGCAUCGCUUCCAGACAUUAAUAAAGAAGUAGUGGAGCGUCUUAUUAAACAAUGGGCUCCAGUUGUGUGGUUGGCACCGGAAGAGAAAUUUAUGCCACUGGGAGUAGAGGAAUUUUUGGCACAUGUUCAUCCCGAAAAUAAAGAUGCGAAAUUUACACCUGGCGUGCCCUUCGGAGAUAAUUCGGAGAAAUCGUAUUUGGUAACCAAUGCGGAGAUAGAUCAGCUAUUGGAAAAUGAAACGUCAUUUAUUUAUGGACGCAACCCUAACGUAUCACCUGUGCCUAUAUAUGCUGUAGUUACACUAUGUAGUACUGAACAACCCUUGCCCUUGCCACAAGGUCACCGUGAGCAUUCGGCAAAUACCGCAAUCAUACAUCGUCCGCAAUCCAUACAAAUGCAGAAUUAUCCCCAGCCUCAGGUUCAAAUUGCUCCAGUUAUGGAACACAGAUUUAUGGUUCCACAACUUGAAUUAACAAAGGCUACGAGAGGGCCUUAUAUCCCGGUAACCUUGGAUCCACAAGAUCAACUGAAUAAUACUGUAAGACGCUCUUCCCGUCUAUAUCCAGGAUUUCAAAGAGUGAAACGAGACAUGAACCAACCAUAUGCUCAAAAUAUACCAACGCCACCACCUCGUCUACCAUAUGCUCCAUUUGAGUUGGUGAUGGGAGAAAGUGCUCCGGCAUCCGAAAUGAUAAUACCAACGAGUGGACCCAUGCCCGUUGAUAGCACGGAACCUGAGGCGGGCGAAAAUGAACACACCAAAAAUUUCAUUGCCAAUCUGUCGGAUAAUGUCAAAUUCAGCAUACCUAACAACGAGCAGGAGAAUUUUUUGACCAACGAAAAUGCGAAACAAACAUUCACUUAUAAAGAAGGUACUCCGAUUCCAUCGUUUCACGUGACUUACUGGAUGUUUUAUCCCUAUAGCCAGGGCAAGAAUAUGUGCACUCUAAAAUUGGGGCCAUUUGGUCGGAUACCCUUCCCUGCUGUAUAUGGAUACUGUUUGGGGCGAAAAAAGGAUAUCGGAAGUCAUAUUGGCGAUUGGGAACACAUGACUUUAUACUUUACAGGCGCCGCAGAACCUGAAGCUAUGUAUGUGUCCGCCCAUGAUGCGGGAGCUUUUUACACAUACAAUCACCUAACCGGCUCUUUCGAAUUCAAACGACAAGAAACUAGGAAAGGCAUAUUGCAGAGACCAAAUUUUCCAAAAACGGUUACAACCUUCAACGACCAUCCGGUACUUUUUGCAGCAAAGGGCUCGCAUGGUCUGUGGACAGCACCCGGAAAACAUCGAUUCGUUAAAGUGGCUCGACUAUACGAUAUAAAUGGAUUUGGAACUCCAUGGAACACUUGGAAGAGUGUUACAAUAACAUAUGAAAAUCUAAAGUCAUAUGGACGAUCGUUGGCUCCCACUUGGCUUUCGUUCAAAGGCAAGUGGGGCAAUCCAAAGAGUAAGUGUCAUCCUCUAAGGCGUAUUGGACUGAAUUUUUGCGAAUUCACAGAUGGGCCCACCGGCAUACCUUUAAAAGAACCACACUUUCAGUGUGGCCAAUCCUAUAGACGAUAAGGAAAAGCGGCGCGCAAUGGGCUCAUCUGCAGUAUUCUAUGUUUUGUAUUACAUUUUUGUUGUAUUUAUUUGUUAAUUACGAUAGCUUAUCCAUGUCAUAAAUCGAUUUUGGAAAAGUUGCCAAAAUAAAAAUGUUACUGAGUAGAUUUUAA
This is a messenger RNA of Stomoxys calcitrans (stable fly), 2797 nucleotides long. RefSeq lists its product as uncharacterized. Bases 744 to 2645 code for a protein of 633 amino acids. The record is from RefSeq and is a predicted model, not a curated record. NCBI's taxonomy places the organism in Eukaryota, Metazoa, Arthropoda, Insecta, Diptera, Muscidae. The transcript is spliced from 6 exons.